Closterium sp. Yama58-4 is the source of this 1425-nucleotide messenger RNA. The record is from the annotation of a GenBank genome assembly. Lineage: Eukaryota; Viridiplantae; Streptophyta; Zygnematophyceae; Desmidiales; Closteriaceae.
AUGGAUGUGUGGGGCCCAGCCCGCGUCAGUGGACAGAACCGCGAGCGAUACUUUCUGCUAGUUGUUGACGACUACUCGCGUCACACCACAGUCUUCCCCUUGCGCAGCAAGGGGGAGGUCCCUAAUGUCUUGAUCCCUUGGAUCCGCGCUGUCCGUCUCCAGCUCCGCGAGCGGUUCCGCCAGGACCUUCCUGUCCUGCGUCUGCACUCUGACAAAGGUGGUGAGUUCUCCUCCCACCUCCUGCGGGACUUUUGUCGAGGGGAGGGCAUCCUCCAGUCAUUCACGCUUCCGGCCUCCCCGCAGCAGAAUGGGAUUGCUGAGCGCCACAUUGGCUUAGUCAUGGAGGUGGCUCGUACCUCCAUGAUCCAUGCAGCUGCUCCCCAUUUUCUGUGGUCGUUUGCGGUCCGGUACGCUGCACAUCAGCUCAACCUCUGGCCCCGUGUCUCCUUGCCAGAGACCUUGCUGAUAGUGCGUUGGACGGGGGAGGUUGGCGAUGCGUCGGUGUUCCGGGUCUGGGGCUCUCGUGCCUUUGUCCGCGAUACCUCCACGGACAAACUCUCCUUCCGCGCCAUUCCCUGUGUCUUCCUUGGCUUUCCUACUGAUCCUCUCGAGGUCACUUCCGACACCUCUGGCCCAGCUGAGGACGCGGCAGCUCCCCGCCGCUCACCACGCUUGGAGACCCCUCCGGGUUUUCCACCUCGACCUUCUUUGCCGCCCCUUCAGCCGGUUGCUGUACACUCUGGUGCUGCUGAGGGUGGUGUUGCUAGGGAUGCUGCGUCUAGGGGUGCUGAGCCUGAGGGUGCGGAGCCUGGGGGUGCUGAGCCUGAGGGUGCGGAGCCUGGGGGUGCUGAGCCUGGGGGUGCAGAGCCUGGGGGUGCUGAGCCUGAGGGUGCGGAGCCUGGGGGUGCUGAGCUUGAGGGUGCGGAUUCUUGGGGUGCUGAGGCUAGGGGUGCUAAGCCAAAGGGAACUGAGUCUGGGGGUGCUAAGCCUAGGGGUACUGCGUCGGCUGGAGGUCCUACAGGUCCCUCGCCACAGCAUUCUUGCCGGCGUGAGCCUCUCUCACCACAGCAGCUGCGCGAGUGGUUUGCUCGGCGCACCCGCCUUCGGAGUGGCACUGUUGGCGCUGGAGGCCCUACUGCUAGUGGUAUUGGUGCUGGAGGUGCUGGUGCUGGAGGCGCUGGAGCUGGAGGUUCUAGAGCUGCUGGAGGCGCUAAAGCUGGUGGUCCUCGUGCUGGAGGUGUUGGUGCUGGAGGAGCUGGAGCUGGUGGUACUGGUGCUGGAGGUGCUGGUGCUGGAGGCGCUGGAGCUGGUGGUACUCGUGCUGGAGGUGCUGGUGCUGGAGGUACUGGUGCUGGAGGCGCUGGAGCUGGAGGUACCUGUGCUGGAGACGUUGGAGCUGUAGGUACUGGUGCUGGAGGCACUUGA